GAUGAAGAGCAACAACCUUCAUCGAAACACAGCACCCCCACUCAUCAACCCCCUGUGAUGACAAUAAAUGAUGAAGCUGUAAAGAGACAGGCUCACAAAGUUGUCAACGACAAUCUUAUUAUACUGAUAGAAGAAAACAAGCACCAACAGGAGAUGGAAUCAUCUGUUAGUAGUACCACGAGUAGUGUUUCGGAUUGUUCGCCGGUAUAUUUCAGAAAUGUGGUAUUCUCUCCGGACGUUCUCAUUCGUCUAGACUACCAUGGCAAAAGGGUGGACAUGACGCACGGUUCCCUACCAGGUUUGCUCAUGGGCCUCGGCCAGCUGAACUGCUCCGAACUAAGACUGAAGAGGAUCAACUACAGACAUGGACUGCUUGGUAUGGACAAACUGAUAUCGCACUUGCUGCAAGAGUGGUUGAACGACAUCAAGAAGAAUCAAUUGCCUAGCUUGUUGGGUGGUGUGGGACCAAUGUACUCGCUGGUACAAUUAUUCCAAGGAGUCCGCGACCUCUUCUGGCUACCCAUCGAACAGUACCAGAAGGAUGGCCGAAUCGUCCGUGGGCUUCAACGUGGUGCCAACAGCUUCACGACCUCCACAGCAAUGGCCGCGUUGGAACUGACCUCGCGCAUCAUCCACUUAAUCCAGAUCACUGCUGAAACUGCAUAUGACAUUCUGUCGCCAGGCCCUAGCGUCAGGAGGCCGGUGAGGAACAAGGGGGGCAAGGGUUCCAGGAGAAGGAGGUACCACCAGCCGCAGGAUAUCAGAGAGGGAUGACUAAUGCUAUUAUGUUAGUCAAGGAGGGCAUAGGCGAAACCGCUGACAACAUAGUCCAAGUAGCCUCACAUGAAAAGGAACAAAAAGGUUACAGCGGCGCCGUCGGUGGUGUUCUUCGCCAAAUCCCUCCCACCAUUUUGAAACCGAUUAUCAUCGCUUCGGAGGCCACCAGCAACGUUUUGGGCGGGAUGAGAAGCCAGUUGGUGCCCGACGCACGUAGAGAGGCCAAUCAAAAAUGGAGGAGUGAUGAAACUUGAACGAGGGUGUGGUGUUUGUGAUAUGCAACUGAUUGUGAUCGGGGAAAGGCAUGUGUUCUGAUGGUUUUCACGAUAGGCUUCAACAUGAGGAUUAUUAUUUCUUACUAUUAGGAAAGUAAAUUGUCUACUGCUCAGUUGUUGCGUUGUUGCAUAAGUUUUAUUUUUACUAGCAUGGUUUAAAUUUAAAUAAUAAAUAAUUUAAAUUUGAGUAGUUUCAUCGUGCGUCAGUUUAGUUUUAACGGAACGUUUUCGCCAGGCAGCAUUUCCUGACCAUGAACAUUCGUGCAGACACAAGAAAGGGGGCAAAUCAAUAACAUCGAACUCCUGAACAUCUUACAUGACACCUUUGCUGCAUUACAAUAAAACAAUUUAGAAAAGUUAAGGGAAAAAAUGCGAGGUAAAUAAUCUGGAUUCCUUGGAUUAUUUUGAUCUCUGGCCAUUUUCUAAAUACCGCUUCAUUUCGGCCCCUAAAGGACAUCGCUGGAAAUCGGUUUUCUUAAAUAGCUUAUGAAACGGCUAUAAAUAUAGGAUGUUACUCAAUAAUAGUCCGUAUAAUUACAAGGGCGCAUUCCUUAACUAGUUUCAAGUAGAAACGUUCAUAUAAACGUAUGUCCUAAGAUACAGGGUGUCAAAUUUUUAUACAAGUUUUAGUUUUUGUUAACAUCUCAAAGACACUUGUGCCAAAUUUUAGCAGUGUUGCUCAUGGCAAUAAGAUGCCAGCUUAGCACUAACUAGGAGAUAGUUAUGAAUUCCAGUAGCGUCUCAGACGGCAGUCUCUCGAAAAUUUUCAAAACAUUUACGCCCCAUUUUGAAAAAAUUAAACUUUUUCGGAUUAGUCAGCUCUUUUGUUUCUUCAUAGCUCUUCGUAUUCGGGGAGUGAAUAAAACAGACUUCAAUACAUGUCAAAAAAAUGUUAAAACAUGAGAGCAGAAGCCUGUAUAGAAGCAUGAGUUGGUCAUUUUCAACUUUUUUCAUUCCCUUGAUUUUAAUAAAAUGACUUUUGAAUUCAUAUUGUGCAUCGAUCAAGUUUUAACAAUUUGUCGACGUGAUUGUUAUUUUUUGCUCAAAACUAAGCGGGAUACGAAGAGGUAUCCAGAGACAAAAAAGUUGUUCAGCUGAUGAAUCAGAAAAAAUAUAUUUUUAUUAAAAGUCAGUUGUGUACAUUUUCUUCUCAAUAUCAGUCGAGAGACUGUCUCGCAAGACGCCACUGGAAUUGAUUAUCAGUUAGUGAUAACUUCCCGAGCUAUGACAGUGAACAACACUGCCAAACUUCAACAAAAUCGGUAGAAAAAUCUUUAAGAUAAUAUUAUUAAAAAACCAAAAUCUUCUUUGACACCCUGUAUCUUGGAAACCAGACUUUUCCGGACAAAUGUUUGCCUGAACUUUUCAACCUAAGUUUGGUUAAGGAAUGCGCCCUUGUACUUACGGCCUAUCAUUAGGUUGAGUUGGGAACAAUACUCCUUCCAUAGAUUUACAGUGCUGCCAAAAACACACAUCAUAUGACUCACGUUUGGAACAGGUUAAAUCUACCAAGGAUGUCCCGGAGUUCAUGGAAAAAAUAUAUUUAUAUAUUUCCUAAACGCUAUCGGAUCAGGAAAUUAUUUUUUUAUUGCCCGCCACUUUCGCUCAGUUUUGUCAAAAAUUUGAUAUAGCCUAGAUCUUAACAAUGAAUCAGUAAGUACCCUGGGUAAUAGUUUUUCAAUGGGUACUUUACGAGAUUCAGUUCAAAACCGGACCCCUUGUACCAACGUAGUCUGAACACAAUUGGCGUUUUGUAAUAGCUACUUGGUGUUCCAGUUCGUAAUUUUCGCCGAGCUUUGAGAAUUUACUUUCAAUAUUCAAUUUUUUUAACUUCUUCCCACCUGAUACCGGUUAGCAAAUGAGAAUUGUUUUGACCACCAAAAAAGACCAUUCUAAUUUUUUAUGCGAAUUUUUGUUUCAUUACGCAACUUUCAUGUUUAAUUCUAUCUAAAUAUUUACUUGAUUAUAUGCGUAAUCCACUAAAAACUCUGUUUAUGGUAUUAUAUAAUAUCCUUAUUAUAAUUUCAAUGUAUCUGUACUUGUAAAUUGACUCCAGAACUGUAAAGCACAUUUCAUCUGAUAGACAUGAAACUAUUUUUUUCCCGAUUCAAUCAAUAAGCAGCAACUUUGAUCUCUUCCUUAAUUUUGUGAUAUUUGUUUUGUUGCUACACACAUUUCAUUGGGAUACAAAUAGUAAUUUCUAGAAUUCUAUCGUGAAAGUCGUAUCGUAUGUACACGAGUGUUUUCAAGUUUAGCAAUCUCAAAGGGUAGAUUCGAAUAACUGUAAAUAAAUACUUUAAGUGCCGACAGGAUAUUUUUUCAUCUGUUCAAAAUGCAAUUCAUUGUUAUAAACACUUAAUUAAAAUUUACAAGCAUAUUUAUAACCUUAUUACUACUAAAGCAGUGUAGCGUUUGAACUUGCCGUGUAUCAAAGCAAAUUUCAGAAUUUUGUACAAAAGGUGUAAUCUUGCUAAAUUGCUUAACAGAAUUGGGAAGUUAGUGAAGAUUCGAAACCACACCUUAUAAAACUGAAAGACUUAGAACUACUGCAUAUUAUUUUUUACUUUCAUUACAGCUUCAUUUAAUCCCAAGUAUUCACUUUAAAAAUUCCCUUAACACGUUGACUGCGGCUACCAAUUUCUACCUUCAUUUGGUGUGCGGCACAUGCCUUUGGAGACCCGUGCCUUAUUUUAUUUUUUGUGCGUCACAUAGUUCAAUUAUGAGCAGCGUUAAAGCAAUUUAAACAAAAUCCAGGUUGACCUGGACAAUCAGAACAAUAUGUUAUAACUCUUCGAACUUUUUUGUCGAUUUCGCGAUAAUUCAAUCCAGAUUUUUUCAAAAUUUGACGACAACCCUUACAGGGCUUGCGCUUUUUCCUGCCAGGUCCGUCAGGUUUUUGAAAACUAUGCACUCUUUUUUUGGAACCUUUAUCGUUUCUUCAGAGUUUGGAGAUUUGACUAGGGAAUAAGCUAGCUGACGCCUAAACUCUGUUAUGCUCAAUUUUUCUUUAGCACAUAAGUUAUAUAUUAUUAAGGAAUUCACCACGGAUGUUCCAAGAAUCAGCUCAAACAUGAAUUUCCUAAAAAAAAAUCAGAAAAUAUAGUAUGCCAUACUUUAAAAUAAUGUAAAAGAAUACUCACCUGUACCACUUCAGGCUUCGACGCAGAACAGUGUGGUAUGCAGACAUUUGGUCUGAAUAAUCGACUCCCUUUUUGGCUGCAUUGUAGUCAAUCACACAUUGGAGCUUAACAACAUCUUCUCCUUUUUUAUUUUUUUAUCCAACUGGAAUUAAAUCUGCCUUAUGAGAUGGUACACUACUUAUCAUUAACACCUGCCUCUUGUCCAUCCAUUUAAAAAUCUUGACGUCUCCUUUUUUCUUGGAAAUGAUUUGUCCCCUUUUUAUUUUACUUUUUACAGAAAAAGUUACUGGUAAACCUUUUCUGUUGGCUCGUAAUGUGCCACAGUACAUCAUCUUCUUUUUUAACAGCUGUUUGACAAGGGGGACGCUGGAGUAAAAAUUAUCUGCAAAUAGGAUUUUGCCUUCUUUUGGCUCAACAUUUUCCAACAAUUUUAGUACAAUGGACUGGGAAUGGCCAAGUUCAGCGUUUGUGUCCCCCUUUCCACUGUACACAAUGACGAAAAAGGUUCCUUCUGGCGAACAGAGCUUGUAAAGUUUAAUCCCAUAUUUGUGGCUUUUGUUUGUAAUGCACUGCCGGAACAGGAGUCGUCCUCUAAAUGGUAUCAUAGAUUCAUCUAUCACUAACGUAUUGCCAGGUUUUAGGGCUUCUUGAAAAUUUUUAAGUAACUUGGAUAUUAUGUUUAGUAUUUUGUAGAGUCUGUUUGCUUUAUCGCAAGUCUCAUUGUUUUCAAAAUGAAGAAAUGAUAACAGCAAAAGAUAACGAUCACGACUAAUUGCACUGGAAAUGAAGUGGUUAUGAUAUAUGUCAUCUUUGGCCCAAUAUAGAUUGAUAUGAGGAACUUGAGUAAGCCCCAUAGCCAGCGUGACACCCAAAAAAAUUUUAAUUUCAUCUCGAUUUGUUGGAGUCCAUUUAUUAAUUCUGGAUUUUCUGGAAUGCUGUUCAGCUUGCUUCUGAGUGGCGAAAAUAUUAGUUUGUUCGACAAUUAAAUCUAAUAUUUCAUCGGCAAUAAGGCAAGUAAAAGCGUCAAUGGGGUUCCUUAAUGCCGUUCUUGUCAAUAUUUAAAAGUUUACAUUUUUGUGGGACAAAAUUGUCAGUCACAUCGUCAUCAUCUAAGUCACACCACUCAUUGUCACUGGAAUCAUCAGUUUGCUCAUUAUUACUUACAGUCUGAUUAGUCUUAAUGGCCACUGGGGAUGAUUGACGUGAUUCGGAUGAUUGUUCGGAAUCAGAUGAAGAGGAUGAGUCUGGAACAUAGUUUCUGUCACGCAAGGAAUCAUCGCUGCUAUAAGGAUCUUCUACUUCGAGUUCGUCUGUUGAAGAUGGAUAUAUUAUAUUCAUGUCGCCAUCUCCUUCAACUGCAUGCUCCGUUUCUUGAUUUUCAACUCCACCAAACGUAUCAUAUUCUCGGAAAACUUUCGAACUACAGUUCUCAGUGUGUAACACAGCACUUUCUUCUUCAAUUCUGCGGUCCGUUUCUUGAUUAUCAGCUCUAUUACCACCAAAGGAAUCAUCUUCUUGAAAAACUUCCGACACCACACUUUUUGAACUACCGUUACCAUUUUGCAAUAUAUCACCUGAGUUCUCAUCAACUUCUGCAUGUCUCAUUUGUUUUCUGGCAAUUUCUACCAUAUAUUUCGCUCUUUCAGACAUCUUUUGUUCAAUUUAAACACCCUUGUUGUAUUGUACAUAAAUCACAUAACCUCAAAAACAAACAGGUUGCAGUAAAACUACACAUGCCUCCGGUGGCAUGUGUCGCACACAAAGUAAAUUUCAUUACUUGUGUGCGGCGCAUGCCACCGGAGGCAUGUCCUGAAAAAAACAUAUUUUGUAAUUAUAGAUUAGUUCCUGAUCACAUAGGUAUAUAAACGGAAAAAAUUGGGUAAGGAAUAAAGUUUUUAUGACAUCCGCACGUAACGAAUAUCUACCCAAAUAUCAUUCAGCCUAGUAGUAAAGAACGAAACAUGCCCCUGGAGGCAUGUGUCGCAGCCAACGUGUUAAAUAUGUUUUAAAUACAGUAGCGGACAAAAGUUUGGAAACAAUUGUUAGUAAUUUUUAAAAAGUGCGCUAAUUUUUUAUUCUUUAUUAAAGAUCACGAUUACGUCAUCUUUUUAGUCAGGAGUAAAGGCAAACGACAGCGCUUUUUGAAUAUUUUUUAUUAAGUUUCAGAUAUGUUUUAUUGUCUAAACAAACUGUAUUGCUAAUUUGAAUGUAUCCGACAAAGAUAGACGAUGUUUUCAUGUUGCACGAUCGAUCAUAUUUGAAAGAUGAAUAGAGGUUAUGUUAAAGCAGGUUAGGUUGUCGAACAAUACUUUGGUCUUUAAUGUUCCUGACUUAAGGUGUAUUCUACUCAUAACUGUUUUUUCAAAACAAAAACUCCCCGCUAAAAUUAUUAUUGAGGUAACUUUAAACCAUGAAAUAAAAUGAAAAUAAAAAUAAUCAGUGAAAUAAUCUAACUAACUUCGCAAAAUCAUAAUAUAAAUUCAUUUUCAUAUUAUGUUCCCGACAUUGUGAUUUUAUCAUCGACGUACGUCCAUUCAUUACUUCAGUACAAUUAAUAGUAUGACGUAAUAGUCAUGUUUUGUGAUUUUGACUGUACAUUAAAAUACCUUCAUAUGAUUUCAUAGCCAAAAAUGAGACGACAAAAGUAUGGAAACAUAUUUUUUAUUACAAAAUUAAAUAUAAUAACUCUACAAAAAGAUUUACAAAAUACUGUUUAGCUAAUAUUUGGUAGCGCCUUUAGCAUUCAACACUGCCCGACAUCUGCUGCUCAUAGAAGACACUAAUUUUUUACAGACGUCUGUUGGGAUAUUUUGCCAAAUAUUUUUUACAUAAUCAAAUAAAUCGUUCCUAUUUUUAAACUUUUUUCUUGUCAGUUGUCUUUUAACAUACUCCCAGAGAUGAUCUAUAGGUUUAGGUCCGGGGAUUGCGAAGGCCAUGUAAGAACAUUAACAUUUUUUAGUGUUAACCAGUCCUUUACGAAUUUCGAGGUAUGCUUGGUAUGCAAGUUAAAUUUGCUUUCAUUGCUCCAUAAAACUAUUCCAUUGUUGUUCUGUCCAAGUUAGAUGAGUUUUAGCAAAUUCAGGCCGAGCAAUACGAUUUUUUUAAAUGAGAGGCUUUUGCAAUGGACGCCUACCAAAAAGCCCAAAAUCCGCCAAGCGCCUCUUGACUGUUCUGACAGAAAGAUUCUCGGCACCCUCUUCUACGAUUCUUUUGAAAAUCUGUGUGGCUGGCAUUCGAGGAUCUUCAUGGGGCAAACGUUUAAUGUAGCGAUCCAAAACAUAAUCAGCUGUUUUUGGUCUUCCGCACCUGGGCCGCGUCGCUGUUGAUCCGUAUUCUUGAUAUUUAUUAUUAAUUUUCGAAAUCGCCCAUUUGUUCAUUCUUAAUCUUUGAGAAAUGUCAACAUUUCUGACAUCACUUCUAAAUAAUUCAAUUACUUUGUCUCUUAAAUCUUUUGAAAAUUAUUUUACUUUUCUCAUAUCAAUAUAGUAUUUACCGCACGCAAUAUCAGAGUAUCGCAGAGCGAGUAAAUACGGCAAAACUGAAAUGUUUCCAUACUUUUGUCGUUACAAAAACCGUGGUACUUAAAAAAACGCAAAAACUCUUUUUUUUUCAGAGAAUUUGAAUAUUGAUAAGAUAAACCUUGUAUUAGUACUGGAGCCAGAGGUAAACUUUAUUAUCUGUUCCUUCACAAUUUUAAACAAGAAGCAUCUUGUUUAAUCUGCUCAAGGCAAGUAGACCAAAUCUACUCUCAGCCAGAAUCAUUAGCCAUCUAGCGGCAUGGCUAUUAAACUCGAACUGAGAUCUUUGACAGUUCCAACUAAUAGCAGCGGUGCGCGAUCGAUUCUGGUGCGAUAGAUGGCGCUUUGCGCUAUCUCAUGAUCACAAUUUUAAUUUAUGUAUAUACUGGGGACAUUCUUUUGAUUCCAUUAAUUCUUCAAGGUUUAAUGGUGAUAAUAUUGAUCCUUUGAGGUUGCAAUAAUCAAGUCUGGGGUUUUAAGUGUAUAUAGUUCAUAAUUUUUUUGCAGAGUGAGGCGUGAGGUGAUAUACAAGUUUAGGCGAUUUUAUUUUAUAUUGCUUUUAGUAAAAUAGCGUUUUUUAAUGGUAUAUGCAAUGUUCAUUGUUACUAAGGUAUGUAAUAUACUUUUAUUAAUUUGA
This is a messenger RNA of Acanthoscelides obtectus, 8347 nucleotides long. Lineage: Eukaryota; Metazoa; Arthropoda; Insecta; Coleoptera; Chrysomelidae. The record is from the annotation of a GenBank genome assembly.